CCCCGCGCCACCACCACCUAGGGUUUGCCCCCCAAUCAACCCUCCAUGGGCAAGACCAAGCAGGGCAAGAAGGACGUCGAAGAAUUCUACACCAUCAAGGGCACCAACAAGGCCGUUCGAGCCGGGGACUGCGUGCUGAUGCGGCCGUCGGACACGGACAAGGCGCCGUACGUGGCGAGGGUGGAGCGGCUGGAGACGGACGGCCGGGGCAGCGUGCGGGUGCGGGUACGGUGGUACUACCGGCCGGAGGAGUCCAAGGGCGGGCGGCGGCAGUUCCACGGCGCCAAGGAGCUGUUCCUCUCCGACCACUUCGACACGCAGAGCGCGCACACCAUCGAGGGCAAGUGCGUCGUCCACUCCUUCAAGAACUACACCAAGCUCGACAACGUCGGCCCCGAGGACUUCUUCUGCCGCUUCGAGUACAAGGCGGCCACCGGCGCCUUCACGCCCGACCGCGUCGCCGUGUACUGCAAGUGUGAGAUGCCGUACAACCCAGAUGACCUAAUGGUGCAGUGCGAGGGAUGCAAGGACUGGUUCCAUCCAUCUUGUAUGGGAAUGACCAUUGAACAGGCCAAAAAGUUAGACCAUUUCCUGUGCGCAGAUUGUGUCAAAGAAAAUGGCACGAAGAGACCUUCAAACUCGUACCCAGCAUCACCGAAUUCUGAUUCUAAGGUUGAACCAAAAAGGCGGAAGAGGUAACUGCUAUAAUAAGAGCCAUCCGUGGUGAGGAGAUGCACUGUUUAUGGCGUCAGCUCUUCAUUGCUGGUGCAAACUAAAACGUGGAGAUGUACAGUGCACACAAAGAGCUAGGCUAUUUUUAGGACUAAGAUUGUGUUAACUUAUCAUUUGGCUAAAUUUGGGAACGUUUCCAUCAGUCUAGGUAAAAGAAUGAACUUAAAAAAAAAAAAGAUGCUGUUGGGUCGUUCGAUGCAGCGAUUGUGUGGACUGUGGAGUGUCAGCGUGUGUUAACUUUUAGCUUGGUACAGAAAACGCUCCCUUGGUAGAUGAUGUUGAUGAUAGCUUGACUGUAGUUUCA
This is a messenger RNA of Oryza brachyantha (malo sina), 1036 nucleotides long. Its product is annotated as chromatin remodeling protein EBS. Gene Ontology annotation, molecular function: chromatin binding. The transcript has 5 exons. The coding region runs from base 46 to 699 and encodes 217 amino acids. The record is from RefSeq and is a predicted model, not a curated record. Lineage: Eukaryota; Viridiplantae; Streptophyta; Magnoliopsida; Poales; Poaceae.